Molecule: messenger RNA, 4266 nt
Organism: Lates calcarifer (barramundi perch)
Lineage: Eukaryota; Metazoa; Chordata; Actinopteri; Centropomidae
Gene: plpp5
Product: phospholipid phosphatase 5
Exons: 8
Coding region: 240-1040 (266 amino acids)
Biological process (GO): phospholipid metabolic process
Molecular function (GO): phosphatidate phosphatase activity
Source: RefSeq, a predicted model, not a curated record
UGCUAACCGUUGGUUUCACACAGCGCUCAUCUCCUCCGUGGCAUCCCCGUUUAUCUCAAGUCCUCAAAUGUACGACUUCCACCGUCGGCAGUGGGAGAGGAUAUCGAGGCCUGGUUUGUGUUGCGGUACAUGUUAACAUGAGGAUAAAAAGAUAAAAACAGCGACCUCUUUAAGUUAAGUUAAAAGAAGGUGGGGUGAUGAUGUUUGCUGUUGACUGAAGUCCACUCUGAGAAAACAAAAUGAAGGGGAGGCUGCUUCGUGGUUUCCUCUCGGAAAUUUCCAUCCGGAUAGCGUUGCUGGUGGUGUUCCUUGUGACAGAGCGGCUUCCUCCUUUCUACCGUGAGAUCCAGCCAGAGGAGAUGUGGUUGUAUAAAUUCCAUCGUGUGGAUAAUGACCAUGUGCCCACCUUUCUCAUGUUUAGCGUGGCAGUUUUCACCCCGCUGAUUGUAAUCGUGGUUUUCACCUCCAUGAAGAGGGCAGAGCGAGGGGAUAUGAAAGAAGCCUCCCUGGCUGUGACUCUGACUCUGGUGCUUAAUGGAGUUUUCACCAAUGUCAUCAAACUUGUUGUUGGCAGGCCACGACCAGACUUCUUCUACCGCUGUUUCCCAGACGGUCAGAUGAACCUGGAGCUGCGCUGCAGCGGUGACCCAGAUGUUGUCAUGGAGGGCAGGAAGAGCUUUCCCAGUGGACACUCUUCCUUUGCCUUUGCAGGUUUGGGUUUCACAGCACUUUACAUCGCAGGAAAGCUGCGCUGCUUCAACGCAGUGGGCCAGGGCAGAGCGUGGCGGCUGUGUGCCUUCCUCACCCCUUUGCUCAUCGCGACUGUGAUUGCCCUCUCCAGAACCUGUGACUACAAACACCACUGGCAAGAUGUAUUAGUGGGUUCUCUCUUGGGUCUCGCCUUCGCCUGGCUGUGUUACAGACAACACUACCCUCCACUUCAGGACCCCGACUGCCACAGACCUCUGCGCCACAGAGAGACUGUUCCUGCCGCACAAGAACGCAAGCUGGCCAACUCCAACUACAUCCUGCCCCUGUAGAACAGCUGUAACCGGCAAAUACUCUUAACUGGUGUAGUUUAUACUGGGUUACAUGGUAAUCAUUCUAAUUCUGGUUUUCACACCCUUAGGGCUGGGCAGUAUAUCAGUAGUUAUUGUUUGUCGUCGAUCAUUGUAAAUGUAUUGUGGGAGUUUUUCUUUUUGUAUGGUGGCGCACGGUUUGCUUUCUAAACUGAAAUUACAAACUCAUCACCGAGUCAGAUUUCUAUUGAAUGGUUUCUGAAACACUUGAGAGUUGCGGAAAAUAACAACUACAUUUUAACAGUCCAGUGUGGUGGACAUCAGCCACACUGUCAGCCUGAAGCGUGUGUUUCCAAAUCCUAGAAUGAUGUCAUUAAUUACCGGAUGUUUCAGUGCUGGAGGUCAUGACAUCGUUUUCCAUAUGGCCCAGCCCCCACACACCCUGUGUAUUGUGCCUAUAGAUCACAUGACUUUAAAUACUCACAACAGCUGAGCCAGUCAACGACACAAGCACUGCACUAAUAGUCCACUGCCCAUCAAUCUCUGGCUCAGCUGCUGUGACAGUUUCUCGUGUAGGGGCACUAUUUUGUGAUUGUUUUGUAAAUUUGCAACUUUAUAAUAUGUAAUUUAUCAGAGGGAAGCAGGGGAAGUAAGAGGUGUUGAUAUGGGCUGUUCAUAUCUGAAAGGGGUGGGUGACAUGGAUAAAAUCUUUUGUCAUGGUAUAUGUUCUUGUAUAUCAUGAUAUAUUUUGUGUGAAAAAUGAUUAAUGGGUAAAAUAACCAGACAGAUUGUCUGUGAAAAUUAAGAACAUGAAUUCAAGAUACUUCAUCACGCUGAUGCUACAGUCAGAAGAAAAUUUUACAUUGCCAUCAAGUAGUCCAGCUUAGUGGUUUACAGCAAUACCUGUAAUGACCUCACACAAUCAGAGAUAUAAAAGCAUAAAGCUGGCAGUAUUCUAUAUUUUUCUUAUUGUCAAAGCCCACAAUGUGUUAAUAUGUCUCAGAAUACUUUGACUUUCCAAUGGUGUCUGUGGCACUCUGCCUCAAACACAUUCACUCCUCUUUAAUCUUUAAAAAAAAAGUCAUGAAAUGUGUUGUUUUAAUGUUUAAAGUAGGAUUAAAGAACCCCUUAAACAGCUGGGCACCGCUCUUUUUAGCAAACAUUCCAGUGCUGUAGUAGUCUAUGGCACAUAGAAAUAGUCUGGCUUCAGCUACAAAGGCAGUUGGGUUUUGGUCUUUUCAUGAGGCUAUGAUAUGAUGAAUAAGGAAAAUAUGGAAUAUUUGUAUUUUAUAGUUAGAUAGUUACCACAGUAUAAACAUCUAAAUUUUAUAUGUUAUCUCAGUAUAUACUGUCACAUCACCCACCCCUUUCUAAAAGUAACCACCUCAGUUACAUUCAAAGGCAGGUCAAAAACAACUUUGUCAGCUUUGCAUCUUUAGUCGCUGCAGUUUUGCUGUGCUGCCUCCAUCUCGAGUGCUUUAAAUCUCUCUGUCUUCCUCUAGUGUAUCAUGAAUGUUUCCAUUCACAGACAAGUCCAGUCCUCAGUGUAAUAUCCCGAUGUAGCAGUUCCACUCAACUCUCCUCACAGUUUUUGCAGUGCCUGCUGUAUUUUAAUCCUUUACGACAAACACAGUCGAUGAACUAACUGGACAGCACAUCUACUAAUAUCAUCACAGGGUUCAUAUGACUGUAAAACAACUAUGAGAUAAGUGUUUUUCCUACAUCAGUGGUCUCAGGCUUAAUGUAGGUCUGUUUUUUGUCACUGCACACUCUUCUGGCUCCGCUGCCAACUCACCUGAAGUGAGUCGAGAGAGGAAGUGUACAGGGGUUGGGUUUUUUGUCAUUACAGCGGAGCCGGAUCUUUCUGAUCAACCUGAGUGGGGUUGGACUAUAACCUCUCCAGGUGAUGGUGCUAGCCUCCCAGCGCUCCUGCUGGUCAGGUUUUCUACCCUGUUAAUAGUUUUGUUGGCAUGUGAAGUUUGGUGGUUUGUUAUUUUUCUCUGGAAGUCUUCACCUACUUUCAUUUAAGUGAGUGAAUGCUUAUGAGAAUGCUUGAAUGCAGAGUUUUGCUUAUUUGUGAUCUCUCUGUUUUCCGUUUUAUCCCAUAAUUAUUUUGCUUUUGCGUAGGAAAAAGGUGUAAAAAUUUACUUUGGUGUGACUGUUUAAUGCAGGUUGAAACAUGAGAGACAACCAAACCUCCUCUUUUUUUAUUUGCUUGGGAAACCAGCCAAAGUUUUGCUGGGUCAAAGCACUUUUUGCUCAUUGCUGUGAAUCAAGCUUAAAGUGGCUGGAUCGCAGCGGUUUCAGACCAAACUUGGCAGAAAAAAAACAGAUGAAUUUGUGCCUUUGUUUACUACAUUGCUUUAUGGCUCUCUGUCAAUGAAUGGAAGAUAUACUGCAUGUAACAGUGUAUGCUCUCUGUCACGUUAAUUUUGUUUUGAAUCUUUACUUUUUUAUUGCUUUACAGUGUAUAGGAUUCAUCUGUGAAGAUACUUCAUGAUGUUUAAAUGUGGCAUGCUGCCUUUCUUUACCUCAGAAAAAACUUGUUCAUUUAUUUUCCAUUAAUUUAAUUGUCAAUGUGAAGAUUUCUGUAGGGAAAGUGUAAAAUUUAUAACUGAGGGACAACACAAGAGGAGGAAAAAUCUCACUUUUUACAGACCUUUGAGAUAAAUAUCUUUAAUUUACUUGGUCAAUCUUACAGGUAUUUAUGAGAUGAUGUACAGGACUAGGUGUAUUUAAUUCUGGGGCAUGUAGGAGUUUACUUGAAAUUUGAAUAUUUGUUUGUUUACCUUAAAUGUGAUAAUGUUAUUUCAUGAAAAUAGGAACCAUAUUUGUUGUGGGCACAUGGGUUUAAGGGCACCUUUCAGACAAAAAAAGGUUCAUUAGACUCUGCUGCAUUUUUUUAAAAUCCUGCAUGUUUCACAGCUACAUUGCAUUAUAUUUUCCUCAUUACAUCCUUCCAAAUCCUGACAUUUCCAUCCAUUUUUGAUUAUGAUUAUCAGUACAUGUAUACUGUAUCCGGUUGUUGAUCAUGUCUGCUCUGCUUCAAAUCUGCUGUCAUGAUGAGGAAUUCUAUGAAAACAUAUUUGUUUGCAUUAUUUAUGUCAUGCUCAUCAUAAUUUGCCUUGGCUUGUAGGACCAUACAGCAGCCACUCAUGCUGAUACAGUAUCCUGAUUGUACAUGUUGUGAUGCUUUUAAUGGAUCUUUAGGUGGCACUAAAUAAUGUUUCUAAAUAAUCUUGCAGUA